Messenger RNA from Fragaria vesca subsp. vesca, 1855 nucleotides. Its product is annotated as ataxin-10-like. The coding region runs from base 173 to 1645 and encodes 490 amino acids. The transcript is spliced from 3 exons. The record is from RefSeq and is a predicted model, not a curated record. Gene Ontology annotation, cellular component: cytosol. Lineage: Eukaryota; Viridiplantae; Streptophyta; Magnoliopsida; Rosales; Rosaceae.
GGCUAAUAAUUGACAGGUGUCGUCGUCCUCUCUGCGUUAAACCCUAGUCCCAAAACCCAUACCUGAAACUUGAAGAUCUGCAAUCUCUCCGCAUAAAGGAUCAAAUUAGUUUUGUCGCCAAGUUAGCUAUUGGAGCUGUUUGUUUUGCUUUGAUUUGAUACUUGAUUCAGAAAUGGAUAAUACCGCACUGCCAGAGUGCUCUGUACCCGAAGAUGUUAUCCAGGCGCUUUUGAGUGUGUCAAACUCAUCUAACCUUGUAGAGUCCAUGGAAGAUUUAAUACAAGUUUGUAAAACGGCUGAUGGUCGUGAAGACCUUGCCGCUAAGAAUGUUCUUCCGACAGUUAUCCAGCUUGUUCAAUCUCUCUUGUACCCCUCUGAUCACUACCUUCUGACAUUGUCUUUAAGGCUUCUAAGAAACUUGUGUGCUGGGGAGGUGGCGAAUCAGAACUCGUUUGUUGAACAAAAUGGAGUUGCAAUCGUAUCCAAUAUUUUGAGUUCUGCAAUUUCUCUGGAGCCGGAUUUCUGGAUUAUUUGUGUGGGAUUGCAAGUUCUAGCUAAUGCUGCAUUGGCUGGAGAACGACAGCAGCAUGCAAUUUGGCAGCAACUCUUCUCAGAAAAAUUUGUUGCUCUUGCACGAGUGCGUAGCAAGAAGACUUGUGGUCCGCUGUGUAUGAUUAUCUCCACUUGUUGUGAUGGAACCCCUGAACUGGUUGCACAGCUCUGUGGUGACUGUGGAGUAACUAUUUUGAAAGAGAUUGUUAAGACUGCUGCUGCAGUUGAUUUUGGAGAAGAUUGGUACAAAUUGCUUCUUUCAAGAAUCUGUUUAGUGGAACCUUACUUCCGGCCACUCUUCUUUAGUUUAGAACAUGUUGGUGAGAAUGCUGAAGACACAGAAGGUGGGCGAGAGUCUUUCUCGAAAGAGCAAGAAUUUUUGUUGAAAAACGUAUCAGAGAUCUUGAAUGAGUGUCUUAGCGAGAUAACUGUUCCCAACGAUUUUGCUUUGUGUGUUUUUGGAAUAUUCAAGAACUCCAUCAAGGUUCUUAGUUAUGCAACAAGAGGCAGGUCUGGACUUCCAACCGGCUCUAUUGACAUUGAUGUCCUGGGAUACUCGCUCACUAUCUUGAGAGAUACAUGUGCCCAAGGGACACUAAGAGGAUCUACAAAGGAUACCAUGGAUGUUGUGGAUGCUCUGAUCUCCUAUGGUCUCAUUGAAUUGCUGUUGUCUUUGCUUCGUGACCUUGAGCCGCCAGCAAUAAUAAAGAAAUCUAUCAACCAAGCCGAGAACCAAGAAGGAUCCAGUUCUUCUACAUUAAAACCAUGUCCAUAUAAAGGCUUUCGGAGAGAUAUAGUUGCAGUUAUCGGCAAUUGUUUAUAUGGAAGGAAGAUUGUGCAAGACGAGAUCAGGAGAAAAGAUGGGCUACUUCUGCUGUUGCAACAAUGUGUAAUAGAUGAUGACAACCCGUACUCAAGGGAGUGGGGUAUUUGGUGUCAGAGGAACUUGUUGGAUCGGAACCAAGAAAAUCAACGGGCAGUGGCUGAAUUGGAACUUAAGGGGUCUGUUGAUGUGCCUGCCCUUGCUCGACUUGGCCUCCGAGUAGAGAUGAACCUGGCAACUGGACGUCCAAAGCUUGUUAAUAUCUCAUGAAAUACGACUGCUCUGGAUAGCCAUUUCACAUGUAAAGAAUGAGUAACUUGUGUAGUCAAGGGUAGUAGAUAGACCAUCUCUGGGAUCUAUUUUCUUAUCAAGUUCAAGUUCAAGUUCAAGUUCAUUGUUGCCUACACUUUUAUAACAAAAUUAACACUGUUUUAGCAUUAUUUAAAUACAGUGCUUCAAGUUGGCUACACAUAAACAAGA